Messenger RNA from Neospora caninum, 1296 nucleotides. RefSeq lists its product as hypothetical. Gene Ontology annotation, biological process: RNA processing; nuclear membrane organization. The record is from RefSeq and is a predicted model, not a curated record. Gene Ontology annotation, cellular component: nuclear envelope. The transcript has a single exon. Bases 1 to 1296 code for a protein of 431 amino acids. NCBI's taxonomy places the organism in Eukaryota, Apicomplexa, Conoidasida, Eucoccidiorida, Sarcocystidae.
AUGGCGUUCCUAUUCUCCUCCCCUUUCUCGCAACUUGCCUUCGACCCCGAAUUCACUCCAGACAGCGGACCGUCCCACUCUGACGCAUGUCCUUCCACAUCCUCUUCCUCCUCUUCCUUCUCUUCAUCUUCCUUCUCUUCCUCUUCCUUCUCUUCCUCUUCCUUCUCUUCUUCCUCUUCCUCUUCCUCCUUUGGUGUUGCUUCUUCGCCUCGGCCGAAUGCGGUUCAUCACCACGUAAACUUUCUCGUUCAAGGGGGCGUCUCGAGCGUCUUUUUCUCUCCUUCGCUCUCGCGUGCGUUGCUGCGAAACGCCGUGGCCAUCAGCCUCAAACACUCGCUGCGGCUCCACCCGGAGCUCAAGUGGGGCGCAUGCAAGAACUGCUGGACGCCGUACGUCCCGGGUGUCUCCUGCUGCGUGCGCCUUGAGACGCCCGGUCGCGCUGCCUGCCGAGAGAAGAGGAAAAGGGGAGAGUUGCGGAAGAGAAAGGCGCGGAGCAGAGAGGCGCGGAGCAGAAAGACGCCCGAGACAGACUGCGCGGAGGCUGCGGCGUGCGCCGACCGGGCGGUUUCGCAUCGAAGGCGAGACAGGGGCGUCUCGCAAAAGGAAGCUUUCACGGCGAGGAACGCUCAGAGAGGGCCCUGGCGAGGCGAGGCAGGCCUUGAAGGAAGUUCCGAGGGACACGCAACAGAAGCAGAGGCCGAAGACGAAAGCGAAACACCCGACAGAGAGACAGGCGGAUCUAACCCGCCGGAGACGCCGGUCGAGAAAAAACGGCGAAGUGUGCAUGCGGACCACGCGGAAGAAGGGAGCAGAGAAAAAGACGCUGCAUGCCUUGAAAAGGACCGAGAGAGUCAGAAGAGUCGCACGCGACGGAGCAUUCGACGCGCAGGCAUGACUCUGAGAAUUCGAAACCGAAACAGACGAGAGAGAGAGAGAACACAUCACCCAGACAACUCUGACACGACAGAUUCCUUCUCAGUCACUUCCCCUUCAUCUCCCUCUUUCCCUCCCUCUUUUUCUUCUCCUUCUGAUUCCUCUCUUUCUGCCUCCUCUUUUCCGCCUGCUGGGCUCGACUGCCAGUCUCGAGGUGUAGCGCCGGGUCGAGACCCGCGUGCGGCUUGGGCACGCGCGGAAAGCGCGCAGUUUCCUGCUCCGGAGGACCGGAGGAAGGUGACGGAAAGAAGCGACACGGCGCUGCCGGCGUUCGUCUUUGUCACCUGUCUCUCGUGCGGCGUCUCUCGCCGGCGCGGCGCCGUGGCGCAGACGCCCUUGGAGGAGGAAACUGCGGAGCGUUGA